Messenger RNA from Nothobranchius furzeri (turquoise killifish), 4688 nucleotides. Its product is annotated as 3',5'-cyclic-AMP phosphodiesterase 4C. Gene Ontology annotation, molecular function: 3',5'-cyclic-AMP phosphodiesterase activity. Gene Ontology annotation, biological process: signal transduction. Gene Ontology annotation, cellular component: cytosol; nucleus; perinuclear region of cytoplasm. The record is from RefSeq and is a predicted model, not a curated record. NCBI's taxonomy places the organism in Eukaryota, Metazoa, Chordata, Actinopteri, Cyprinodontiformes, Nothobranchiidae.
AGAUCAGGAGGGAGGGAAGCUGGUGAAGCCACGGAUAUUCAUGAGAACGGAGAGUGUGUGUGUUUUUUUCUCUCUCCUCUCACUGUGGUGAUACACUGCAAUGUCUCCAGACAGACGGGCAGAGCAGGAGCAGAGAAGACAGGAGGAGACAAGUGGAAACAAGACGGAGCCCAGCCCAUCUUGCCAUUGAUCUUCAGGCGAUCAAGGGAGACACGCUCAAGCAUGCCUGCAUAUCAAAUCAGGAGUUGUGGCAUUUAGACUUCCCAAAUGAAGCAGCAAUGUCCUGAAAGAGCUUCCAGGCAGAGGUUGGAUACAAGUGACCCUUCUCAUGGUGGAAAAGCGACCUGAAGUGAAGAAGAGGCCAGAUACUACAUGUUUUUUGGAUCCUGCACUGUUGGAAAUUUAUUUUUUGGGGGGAUUACCAUUUGGAAACCAUCAUGUAAAAAGACAUGCAAGAUGGAUUCCUAUUUCAUGGAAUUUGGGGAAAUACUUCCUUUUGUGUAGCAUCAUCAUGAACUUUAAAAGGGAGAUCCCAGAGGCUUGUCUGACCAAAGGAGAGAUGGGGAUUGUUUUCUGAUUUGUUUUUCCCAUCCACCUUUUAACUUUUGGCAAUAUAAACAUCUUGCAACAACACAUCACUAUCAUCUGACUGUGGAGUCUCUGAGGGUCACAUAAAUGCUCCGUCAGUGUUUUACGUAGGUGGGACAUCUGAGUUCGUCCGUCUGACGGGUCAAGGGCGCUGUUGGCUGGCUGAGUCAGCGCCAAUGGGGGCCGGUUUUGACCUGGUCUGACCCCAGUUUGAGCUUGCAGUGACCUUUGACCUCUCCGGUCCUGGCUCUCCACCUGCUCUGCUGCCUGGGUUCCGGAACGCUCCGCCCUGGGGCCCAGAACGAGCCAAUCAGAAUGAAGAAGAGCCGCAGCGUGCUGUCGGUGACUGGAGAAGAGGGUAAUGACUUAGAAGUAACAGAUGUUGUGGAAAAGGCGGAGUCAUCUCGCUACAGCCGAUCGUACACAUCUGGGGCCACGCUGGGGGCCGAGCUACGCAGAGGGAGGAGCAGAAGACUCUCGCCCAGUCUCCAGGUACCCUGCUGGCUCCGCCCCCGAGAUCGCACCCGCUCACCUGACAUCCUCAGCAAUACGUCACGUCCCACGUCUCUUCCUCUUCGUAUUCCUCCACGCAUAUCUAUCACACAAGCAGAUGCCGACAGUUAUGAAGCAGAAAAUGGCGUGCCCCAAGGCUACACCCCUGUGGGCUCCCAGAGUCCAAGCCUCACCUUGAACACCUCCUUCCCUCAGGGCCAGAGAAGAGAGUCCUUCCUGUAUCGCUCGGACUCGGACUACGACAUGUCACCAAAGACGGUUCCCCGUAACUCAUCCCUUGCCAGUGAGGGGCACACAGCGGAGGACUUCAUCGUCACACCAUUUGCUCAAGUUCUAGCCAGUCUACGAUCAGUACGAAGACAUUUCACCAUUCUUGCCAAUGUCUCCACUCCAACAGUCAAGAGGUCUCCUUUAGGUGGAGUGUGUGUCAGUCCCAGAGCAACACUAUCAGACCAGCAGUACCAGCAGCUCGCCCUGGACACACUGGAGGAGUUGGACUGGUGUUUGGACCAGUUGGAGACCAUUCAGACUCAUCGCUCAGUUAGUGAAAUGGCUUCCAAUAAGUUCAAAAGAAUGCUGAACAGAGAACUCUCCCAUUUAUCAGAGAUGAGCCGCUCUGGGAACCAAGUAUCCGAGUACAUCUCCAGCACCUUUCUGGACAAACAUAACGAGGUGGAAAUCCCGUCUCCGACACUUAAAGACAAGCCUAUGAGUCACAUCAUUGGGGUGAGGAAACUGUCUCACAGCUCCAGCCUCUCCAGCGCCUCCAUGCCUCGCUUCGGCGUCAACACGGACUACGAGGAGGAACUUGCUAAGGAGCUGGAGGAUCUGGACAAGUGGAGUUUUAACAUAUUCAGAGUAGCAGAGUUCUCCAAUAACAGACCUCUUAGUUGUAUCAUGUACGCCAUCUUCCAGGAGCGGGAGCUCCUGAAGACAUUUCGUAUUCCUGCUGACACUUUUGUCACUUAUGUGAUGACCUUGGAGGACCAUUACCAUGGAAACGUAGCAUAUCACAACAGCCUCCAUGCUGCAGAUGUCACCCAGUCCACGCAUGUCCUUCUCUCCACACCUGCUCUGGAUGCCGUCUUCACUGAUCUGGAGAUCCUUGCCGCUCUGUUUGCCGCAGCUAUUCAUGACGUAGAUCACCCUGGAGUUUCAAAUCAGUUCCUUAUCAACACCAACUCAGAACUAGCACUGAUGUAUAACGACGAGUCGGUCUUGGAGAAUCACCACCUCGCUGUGGGCUUCAAGCUACUGCACCAGGAGAACUGUGAUAUCUUCCAGAACCUCACCAAGCGGCAGCGCCAGAGUCUCCGCAAGCUCGUCAUCGACAUGGUGUUGGCUACAGACAUGUCCAAACACAUGACACUGCUGGCUGAUUUGAAGACCAUGGUGGAGACCAAGAAGGUGACAAGUUCAGGUGUUUUGCUCCUGGAUCAUUAUACAGAGCGAAUACAGGUUCUUAAGAACAUGGUGCACUGUGCAGACCUGAGCAACCCAACCAAACCAUUACCGUUGUACAGACAGUGGACGGAGAGGAUCAUGGAGGAGUUCUUUCGACAGGGUGACAAAGAGCGAGAGAGGGGGAUGGAGAUCAGCGCCAUGUGUGACAAACACACCGCCUCUGUAGAGAAGAGCCAGGUUGGAUUCAUUGACUACAUCGUACACCCACUGUGGGAGACGUGGGCCGACCUGGUGCACCCGGACGCCCAGGAGCUGCUGGACACUUUAGAGGAGAACAGGGAGUGGUACCUGAACACCAUGCCCCAGUCUCCGUCACCUCCUCCGGACAGACACCUCCAACAGGACCGCUUUCAGUUUGAGCUCACGCUUGAGAACCUGGAGCACAACAAUCACAACCAUAUAUGCCUGAAGAGUGGGAGGAGCAGCAGGAGCAAUCAGAAAGCCAUCUGUGAUGACAGUUCGCACGGUGACCCGACAGAAACAAGCGAAGGGGAGCAGAACUACUCUGGAGCCGAGAAAGACGACAAGGAAAACCACAACAGUGAGCAGAACGGGGUUCAGGGAGAAAAGGAGCAUGAGGAUACUGAAGGGAAGGAAGGAGAGGCAGGAGAGGAGGAAGAGGUACAUAAAGAUGAGCAUGUGGGAGAAGAAAUUAACGGCGCACAAGAUGAGGAGACAAGAGAAGAGGAUGAAGAAGAAGACAAAAUGGAGGAGGAGGUAGAUAAGGAAAGGGAAGAGGAUGAGGUAGAAGGCGAGGAAGGAGCCCAACAAGAAGAGUUGGAUGGAGAGAGCAAAGGGGAGGAGUUGGAGACAGAGGAGAAUUUGGCUGAAAAACAGGAGGAUGUAGAAGAAGAGGGUGAAACAAAGGAGAAAGGUGAAGAAGAGGAGACAGAAAAAGAGGAUAAAGAUCAGGAGGUGGAGCAGGAGGACAACGAAGAGGAAGAAGCUUCCGAGGGAGUUCGGGAAGAUGAGGCAAAAGAAGAAGAGAGUUAGUUGACAAAUGAUCAGGGUCCAUGAGGGAACAAGAAAAGGAGGGAUAAAGAGGAGCCAGAGAGGCUCCAACAGGAAGCAGCGUGGCUGUAAAAGAUGGAAAAUGUCCUCCUUUCCAGAUAAUGUGCUCCGACCCACUUUAUCACGUGACGCUCUCAUCUGAAGGCCAGUUACUGCCCCUCUUCAGAUAUCUUCAAAAGCUCACAGAGUAACGUCUGAGACCAACAGAGCAGCGCUGGAUGGAGAAACUCUGCGGAGCUUUCUGGUUGUUGCAGUAAGCCGAUCAGCCGGUAGUGACAGAGACGAGAAUCUUCUCGACCGGGUGUCUGUGCAUCUAACACUGCCGUCAAACGGGGACAAAACAAUAAUAACAAUAAUAAUAACAAUAACAGCAGCUGGGGAGAUUGGUUUAAUCAACCUUUUGUAGCUUCUGGAAAUAAAAAAUGCAGAAAUGCUUAAAUGCAAAUAAGUGUGUGCCUGUUAUCCAGUUGUUAUAGACUGUCACCCAUCGUCUCUUGGUUACCGUCAACGUCUUAUUGAUGAUGAGAGAGAUAACACAGUGACCUGAAAGAGCAAAAUGAAUAAAUGCAGUCCAGAAGGUGAAGUCUGUCAUCUUGUAUGUGCUUCAGAAGGUUUAGGAAGGUGCUUCGGUCACCUCCUCACGCUGAGAGAAAACAAUGCUGGAUGUCUGACUCUGUGUCUAAAUUAUGCGUGGUCUGUUUUCUCCAAGUGGAAACGUAAAAGGCUGACAUGUUGUGUGUGUCUAUGUUGACUCGUGUGAAGAUUUAAAAAUUAAAAACAAAAAAAAGGACAAACAUCCAAUAAAAACACCAAAUGUUGAUGCCAUUGUGACAUUGUCACCUGAAAUGUGCCAAACUGUCCCACAACCACUGAGCAAUGUGGCCUCCAAACAGUGUGUGCAAGGGCGGGGGUGGGGCUCUCAUCACGAAGCAAUGAAACUGUGGGACCAGGGCCAGCAGGUGUGAUGGUCUUCCACAAAUAUGUCUUUUUUUUUUUGUAAAAAUUGUAUUUGGCACUUUAUCGAACACCCUUGUUGCAUAUAUGUACAUAGUAAACAUGUAUUUUAAUCUGCUGAUGUCAUAUAAUAAAGAUGAUCAACUCAUGGAGUCUAA